GGGCUCAGUGUGACUAGGCUGAGGCCAGUGUUGCAGGCAGUGGAGAGAGUGUUGUACCGCUCAGACGUGCCCAGGGUGGAUAAACCAUGCUCACUGAGCGGGAGAAAGGCUCUGCCCAGGACACAAGAUGAAGGUGGAGAGGAAGACCUCCUCUACAGGCAAUAGUUUCACUGAGAUCCCUCCACUACUGACGCUCUUUGGCCUAUUCCUCCUUCUCCUCCUCCUUUUCACAGAUGAGGUUUCAACGGUCAAUGUGACCACCCACAUCCAGGUGGUAAGGGGCACGGUGGGUAAAGAGGCUCUCUUAUCUGUCAGCUACUCCAGCAUCAGCUCUGACAAGCCUGUCAUCAAGUGGCAGCUAAAGAGGGACAAAGUGAAAUCCAUCACUGUCGUACAGUCCAUAGGUACAGACAUCAUAGGAAACCUGAGACCUGAGUACCGCGACCGGAUCCUGGUGUUUGAGAAUGGCUCGCUUCUUCUUCACAAUCUGCAGCUCUCAGAUGAAGGAGCCUACGGAGUCGAAAUCUCCAUUACAGAUGACACAUUUACCGGAGAGCACUACAUUGAACUCACUGUGGACGUUCCUGUGUCCAAACCUUACAUCCAGAUGAUGGCAUCUUCGGUCCUGGAGUACAGUGAAUACUUCAACCUCCACUGUUCUCAUGAUAAUGGUACAAAGCCCAUCUACAGUUGGUUGAAAGGGGGAAAGGUCCUGACCAAUGACUCCCGUCUACUGCUUUCACAUGACCAAAAGGUGCUGACCAUCUCACGUGUUCUGAUGUCGGAUGACGAUGUUUAUGCCUGCACAGUGGAGAACCCUAUCAGCAGCAUGAAGAGCAUACCUGUCAGGCUCACUGUUUACAGACGGAGCUCGCUAUACAUCAUCCUGUCCACCGGGGGCAUAUUCCUUCUUAUCACCCUGGUGACAGUAUGUGCCUGUUGGAAACCCUCCAAAAAGAAGCACCGACCGGUCCCCCAAAGAGCUCCUGUUUAUAUGGAGCAAAGUGAAAAUGGCCAUGAUGUUGAUGUUGUGCCCAAACCAUCUACACUAGAUCGAAGAAGUCCAAUGCCUCUUUAUGUUCUCAAUGAAGAUGAGACUCUGGAGCGUCUGGAAGAAUGUUCUGGCAAUGCUGUCAGUCAAUCAGAAACUAUUAUCCCUGCCACGUAUGCUCCAGUCCUUCCUCCUACCUCUAAUAGAACCGAGAGGCCUAUCUGGUCUGCCCCCCGUAGGUACCCUCGCAGCCCCUCCCCACUAGCACAACCUCUUCCACAGCUACUUCCAGCUCCCCCCCUUCGCCCUGUCCGCUCCCCUGCUCACUCCCCGGGCUCAUCUCCUCGCAGUUUCAGCCCAAUAAGAAAGGUCCGUCCUCCAGUGGGCAUCCCAAUCAGCCACCUGCCUGUAGAGGCUGAGUGUCCAGAACCCAGCGAUCAGACUCACUGUCCGUCAUAGCACUGAUAACUGUUGGGAUGCUAGUUCUCACCUGUAAUAUUUGAUGUACAUGUGUAGUUUGUUGAUCUCCUGUUGCAGUUUGCCAUGAGAGUAAUGGAUUACAUGUAGAAGGUGAGAGAAGAGUUCACUCUCUACUAGUUUCUUCAGAUUCUUUAUUACUCAUCUGCUGCUCUAUGGCUUUGCACAGUGUGUCUGAGGUGUUUUGAUGAGAUAUAUAAGAAAAGUCAUGUCCACCAACAUGUAGUAUGUAUAUGAUGCUGAGACAGUAAGAAAUUUCCAGUUCCAAUAUAUAUUUUGCCUCUUUUUGAUGUAUGAGAAAUGUUGAUAUAUACACUUGUAAAUAUGUAAGUUAAUAGCUUUCAAAAAAUGAAAGUGGUUUGUUUUUGUUGUGUCUGUUUUCUUUCAAACAGUAAAACCAUGCACACUCUAUUCUUAUUCCACAUUAGGUCACUAAAUAACCUAAAAGAAUAAAAACUAUUGUAAUAA
This is a messenger RNA of Melanotaenia boesemani (Boeseman's rainbowfish), 1936 nucleotides long. RefSeq names its product hepatic and glial cell adhesion molecule a (gene hepacama). Lineage: Eukaryota; Metazoa; Chordata; Actinopteri; Atheriniformes; Melanotaeniidae. Bases 128 to 1450 code for a protein of 440 amino acids. The record is from RefSeq and is a predicted model, not a curated record. The transcript is spliced from 7 exons.